This is a messenger RNA of Anguilla rostrata (American eel), 4563 nucleotides long. RefSeq names its product protein CutA homolog. Bases 353 to 865 code for a protein of 170 amino acids. NCBI's taxonomy places the organism in Eukaryota, Metazoa, Chordata, Actinopteri, Anguilliformes, Anguillidae. The transcript has 6 exons. Gene Ontology annotation, molecular function: copper ion binding. The record is from RefSeq and is a predicted model, not a curated record. Gene Ontology annotation, biological process: response to metal ion.
AUGGGGACAAUCCACCCACCGGCUGUAGGCUAGUGAGUCAGAGCUCAACAGAACGCAUUGACCACAGUUUAGUGUAACUUCCUUAUAACUGACUUGACUGUUUACUGCACCCACGGUAGCCUACCCGCUUAUUGUUUAGUUUAGUUUAAUUCUGUAAAUAUCGCAACGUACUGUAGCGUUGUUUCCGUAGGGGAUAACGAAACCGACCGAGAGGCCAAAGUUCGACAGACGUGACAAAUGAUAGUGUGGAACAUGCUGCAGCUCUAUUCGCCAAAUGGAAUGGACUACCUACUUAUGUAGCCUACACGAGAACACGAUCUGUUAGGCUAGGUAGUUGUGAAUAAUCGAGAAAAUGACAUUCGUGAUGAACGGGAAAAUGGACUGGUUGUAUCAGCGAUGCCACAGGGAAUCUAUUAAUCAGUCUUUCUUCCGUCCUGGAUUUUUAAUAAUAUGUUUGGGGAUGCUGCUGACCCUUGUCAUGUACCCUGCACUAAGGACUCUGGGUUUUCAGCUACACUCAGCACUAACUGGGAGCUACAUGUCAGGGCAUCACUCAGUGAUCCUCAUCAACUGUCCCAACGAGCAAGCUGCAAAGGACAUAAGCAGAGCCAUAAUGGAGAGAAGACUGGCUGCAUGUGUCAACAUAUUCCCCAAGAGCUACACCAUGUACUACUGGAAGGGUGAAAUACAGGAUGCCACAGAAAUUCUGCUGAUGGCAAAGACAAGGACUUCCAAAAUCCAGAGGCUUAAAGACUUUGUGAAGUCUAUUCACCCAUAUGACGUUCCUGAGAUUUUGAGUUUCCCUGUGGAGGACGGGAGUCUAUCGUACAUGAAGUGGAUAGAUGAUGCUGUCCCAGAUGACUGACCUUGCACGGCUUAAUUUGGAGCUCUGGGCUUAGGGUGUGACUGAUUUAGGGCCCCAAAGGUCCCACUCAUGAAGGUGGAUCAUAAAUCUGAGGUCUACCAUAACAGUAGUUUCAAUUUGAUGAAAAAGGUUAAACCAUCCCCGGAAAGUUUUUAGGGUAUUAUGCAUUUUGGUUGGGUGAAUAUUGUAAUAUUUUUCCAGUCCACAGGCUAGUGAUGUUUGUUGCAUGCAUUUCAGCCUGUAUUUUCAAUCAAUGCAUCCAUUAUCAUGGCUCUAAGACUCAAAACUGUCCAUUACUAAUACUAAUUCUAAUUUACGUAGUGUUUCUGUAAUUUUAUUAAUUAUAUUUUAUGAUAAACAAAUAUGGUCAUACAUAGGCAAAACAUUUUCUUUUAUGAAGACAGCUAAACAAAACAUUCAUAUAUUGAUUUUACUAAUUAUUUACUAAGUCCAUGAAGCCAAAGAAAGUUCAAGAUUAAGCUUCCGAGGUAUCCAUGACAAGCACUGAAACAAACUGUGAAAUAUUGGCCAAGACUCCUGACAAUUUCAGGCGCUGGGUUCGGGUUCUUGCAGUGCUGCCUGCCAGCAUUUCCACUGAGGUUAUCCAUUGUGCAGCUGGAAAAUUUGUCAGAUUAGUGGCGAAUUAAGCAGUCACCCUCCCACCUCAUCUCUCUGGGAACAUGUCUGACAGCACAUAAUCCUCAGGGCAGAUGGGUGAAAUAGUUUGCACUGCAAUGGAUGAACUUGCUAUAAUUCUACACUGAAUAGAUAGGAAUGCUGUGUAUUUACAUGUAUUUUUCCUUUUUGUUUUCCAUACCUUAUAUUUACAUGAUUUUAUUAAAGGUACAGAUUUCAUUUCUAAAGAACGUAUUUAUUGACCUUUGUAUUACUAGCAUCAAUUUUACAGGUUUAACUGGUAAGUAACCAAAGACAUUGAAUGAGUACAAAAUAAAAAAGCAUUUUAGGGAGUCCCAUGGUGGUUUAGCAUGGCAAUGCUGAUUUAUUACCUACACUUGAGACAUUCAUACUUUUUAAAUAUCUGACAUACAUAUUCAGCUAUAUUUAGUUUGCAAUACUGAAUCACUUUACUGGUGAGAGUACAGCCAGAGGAGGGGGUGCGUUGGAGACCUUUCUUGUGUGUUAGUGGUUGAGUGUGAAGGCUGGCUGCCCUUCGCCACAGGGGUUGCUCUAUGUGAAUCUGUUAUCCAGAGGCAGAAAUUGGGAAGCUAACUGCAUUUACACAAAUAAAGCCACACAUGUUCUGCAAGCACAGACUGGCUUGAAGAAACCAGAUCCAGUAGCUCAAGGCGCACAAAAAGUUUGGUGGUAAAUAUUUACUCUACUCUGAUCCAAUAAACCUUGUACAAGCAUGCACUGUUUAUUCACAGGGAGGGUUUCAGGGAUGGGGAGUUGGUUACCUCAAGGCUUAAGGACACAGACAUGCAUUCCAUUAACAUCAGGUUAAUGGAUAAUAACUUGGAAAUCCUAUUUUGAGUAUCAGUCACGCUGUUCCCUUCAAAGUGGAAUGACUCAAGUUAACAGUUAACAGGUUAGCAAGUGUUUAACUACAAACCUUUUUUCAAGGCAUGUCGAAAAGAACAAUUUUACUCAGUGAGUAUUCCUUGUAUUUUAAUUCCAUUCCACAAAUGGAAAACAUUUUCAUGAUUUUGACUAUCUAACAUGAAUCUAAACAAAUUUACUGUCAAAUGACUAAACAAAAAAUGUAUUACUUUGACAACCUACCUUAAAACCUGUUUUUUCCUGAAAUAACAUUUGCAUUUGCAAAUGUGAUAGCUCAGUCCUUCACAAAUGGCAUCAUGUGGUCUGAUGUACUAGAUAAGGAAUUGCAGUUGCCGAAUGAUGCAAUGAAUUGGAGACAGACACAAUUCAUUACAAUGCUGGAUAUUUUAAACUGGGCAGAACAAGAGUGGGGCUAUGCAAACUGCUGAUGCAUGAGCUCUGGCUUGGCUUACAGGGCUGUGCACUUUCUCUGCAAAUACUUUGCUUGGUGUGCACUAAACAGGGCUCAGCUGAUUUAUGAAUCAAUACCCAGUGUCAAACAGACAAGUUUAUUUCAGGAAUUAAAAUAGGAAUGGACAGAACAGAGUGACAGAAAUUAAGACUGGUCUGGAAGAUUGAAUCGAACUCUGAAUCUGAAGGUUGUGGCUCAACGCGAUCAUUCAAGCCAGGCAUCCUGUGAGAUUAAACCGGUCUGACAACUGGCCAGUUGGGCGAACCCUUUUCCAACAUCCUCUGUCUUAGGACACAACAAUGGGCGCACAAAGAAAUGUGCAGACACAUACAAGAGCGUUUGUUCACGAGACUCUGCAGCCACAGAACCCUGCUGAUAGGAGGGGCCCAGCCACGCUGAAUGAACUCCAGUACGGAGGUGGUGUGGCGUGCUUCACCGUUCAGUCUGUGCAGCACUCAGUAAUGAGCUCAGCGCCGGCAGUGGCAGAUUCCUGGACUGGCCCAUGAAUGUGCUAAGGUCUUUUAUUGAAUGUCUUGCGAUAGGCAAAACACAAAAGUCUAAUGUAACAACCUCUAUGCAAUCUCUUGAACAAAAAUCAGCAUGAGAAAAGUAAGCCGUAUUUUUAAUUGUUCCUACAUUUGAAAUCUUGGCAAGUAAAGAAUGUGUAAGAAAGAUAUUUGGGACAGCCUAUUAAUAGAAUCAUAAAGAUACCACAGGUAUUAUUCAUAGAUCUAAGGAGGGCAUAUAACGCAGUGUAGCAUGGGAGACUUUAAUAGAUGGGUUAACUAAAUCAAUGUAUUCCUGAAAUAUCCUGAUAUUUAUCCAGGAAUUUGAUUACCAUUACAAACACCAGAUUUUUUUUAAAUGCUCAGAAUUGUCUUAUAUGUAGCACAAUAAUUCAGUGGUGUCCUGUGACUCACUUUUCUAUGCCUCUUCAUAGGCACACUUCUCUGCUGCUGUCCACUGCUGUAUAAACGCACCUAAUACUGACAUUAGUGCCUUUAACUUUUACCCAUAUGGGGUGCCUAACAGUCACCCAAUCUAACCUGCACCUUAUUUAUACCUAAACCUUGAGGAGUAUUACAUUGCUGCAGGUUAUGAUGCAAAGUUAUAUUGUGGUGCCCCCUGCUGGCCACCUGAACCUUCUGGUGCAUUCUGUAGUGGCACUUGUUGCACCCAAACUUCAGUUUCUUCCUUGUGGGUCAUUGUACUGUAGUUUGAAUUAUUUUUGUGGAACAAAGCUAACCUUUAUUUCUGGGGUGUUCUGGAUGAAUGGCAGGGAUAUACUACAGUUAGUGUUCUAAAUUAAAUCAAUACCUUCAAAGGUCAUACAAACAUUCAAUAUCUAACUCAAUAUUAAACAAAAUAGAGGCAAGUCCAAUCACUGAUAUGUAAUUUAAACUCUGGAAAGUUAAAAAAAGUCAAAAGCAUACAGAAACAAAUAUCAGAUACUGCAUUUCUAAAACACUAUUUCAGGGCUAUACUACUAGAACAAUGCAAUACAUGUGUGCUACACCUGACCUCCUAAACAGUGAUUCCACUUAUGCAAGUAUUAUUUGUAUAUGAAUGUACUGCAUGACAAAUUGUGUACCGUGUGGUAUGCGUGACCUAUGUGGCCACUCUUGUUCCUUAAUAAUUUCUGUCCCCACUCAUCUAUUUUUAUGCAAGUACUGUAAAUAUGUCACUGUCAUCCUGUGUGCUCAUUAAAAUGUAUAUCAAGCCAAAA